Messenger RNA from Mytilus trossulus (common blue mussel), 1170 nucleotides. RefSeq names its product CD82 antigen-like. The transcript is spliced from 10 exons. NCBI's taxonomy places the organism in Eukaryota, Metazoa, Mollusca, Bivalvia, Mytilida, Mytilidae. Gene Ontology annotation, cellular component: plasma membrane. The coding region runs from base 169 to 942 and encodes 257 amino acids. The record is from RefSeq and is a predicted model, not a curated record.
AAAAAACAACAGUGUCGCAUUUUAUAACACUUCCGUUACACCCAAAACAGGUUCAGUACUGCAAAAACAUUUAAGCAAACCUUUGUAAACAAACCAAAUACAGAUUUGGAGAGAAGAAAAGUACUUUGCUGAUUAAAGACUGGAAGAUUUGAAGUUUAAAGGAUAAAGAUGGAUUGUUGUGCAUCAAUUGCAAGAGCUUUGUUGAUUUUCUUCAACUUUAUUUUCUGGAUAUGUGGAGGUGCCAUAUUAGGAGUUGGAAUCUGGUUCCUUGUUGACAAAGACAUCAGUAGCAGGAUAGAGAUUGUCCAGAUUGAUAGCGGAGAUGACUACUUCAAAUUUGCUGCCUACCUGUUCAUUGCUUUCGGAGCAUUUGUUUUCAUUGUUGGGUUUGCUGGUAUGUGUGGAGCUAUCAGAGCCAGCAAAUGUCUCCUUGGAUUUUACAUCUUCUUUGUAUUGCUGGUUAUUUUCGCUGAGAUUGGUGCAGCAGUUCUUCUGAUCCUGUAUAGAAUGGAGGUAGAGGACAAUAUUGUUAAACUGUUACAAGAAAAUAUAAAGAAGAGGUAUGGUGAAGAGACUGUAAGGACAGGAUGGGACUUGGCUCAGUUGGAGUUUGAGUGUUGUGGAGCAGUCAAUUCUAUGGAUUAUGACAAUAUUACUUACUCUUUCCCAGGAAGCCAGACUGUUCCUAAUACUUGUUGUAAAUUGUCAAACAGGGAAGCUGCUUUAGAUGACCCAUCAAAGGCUACACCUAGCGAUUCAGCUAAAUGCUACAAUCGUGAUGAUACAGACAUUAAUACGAAAGGAUGUAAGGACAGUUUGAAGGAUUGGGCCCUAAAACACAGUACAAUUAUCAUUGGUGUUGGUAUUGGUAUCGCUGUACUUGAGAUAUUCAGUAUUGUUUGGGCCUGCUGCUUCUGUAGAAACAUUGGAAAAGACGACUAAGAUCUAAAGACAGAUUCCCCACCUUAAAACUUACAAACAUAAUAGAGUUUUAUUUUUUUGUAUAUGAUUUCCAAAGUCAACUUAUUUUUCUGUAGUCACAUCUUUCUCUUAAGUUGAGAUAAGAAUAUUUUAUUUUUUAUAGUAAAUCAAGAAACAAGUUAUAGUUUAAGAACUAAAGUUAUUUUGAAUCAUAUGUCCGGAGCCUCUGUUGAUCAAUGCCAUGAACAA